Molecule: messenger RNA, 2047 nt
Organism: Globicephala melas (long-finned pilot whale)
Lineage: Eukaryota; Metazoa; Chordata; Mammalia; Artiodactyla; Delphinidae
Gene: TRMT61A
Product: tRNA methyltransferase 61A
Biological process (GO): tRNA methylation
Cellular component (GO): nucleus; tRNA (m1A) methyltransferase complex
Molecular function (GO): tRNA (adenine(58)-N1)-methyltransferase activity
Source: RefSeq, a predicted model, not a curated record
ACCAGGCCGGAGCCGGAAGUGCUGUGGCAGUGGCGCGGGCCACGUGCAGACCCUCCGGGAGUCGGAGCCCGACGAGCGUCGCCGGUGCAUAUCCUGCCUCCUGGCCCCCUUACAUGUUCAUGCCGACACACCUCCCAGGUCCCUGGCACCUGCCAGACAGCAACACCAUGAGCUUCGUGGCGUAUGAGGAGCUGAUCAAAGAGGGUGACACAGCCAUCCUGUCACUGGGCCAUGGUGCGAUGGUGGCAGUGCGUGUGCAGCGUGGGGCCCAGACCCAGACCCGGCACGGCGUCCUUCGGCAUUCAGUAGACCUCAUUGGCCGCCCCUUCGGCUCCAAGGUGACCUGCGGCCGAGGUGGCUGGGUGUACGUGCUGCACCCCACACCUGAGCUCUGGACACUGAACCUGCCACACCGCACCCAGAUCCUCUACUCCACCGACAUUGCCCUGCUCACCAUGAUGCUGGAGCUUCGGCCAGGCUCUGUGGUCUGUGAAUCGGGCACCGGCAGCGGCUCCGUGUCGCACGCCAUCAUCCGCACCAUCGCACCCACGGGCCACCUGCACACGGUGGAGUUCCACCAGCAGCGGGCGGAGAAGGCUCGGGAGGAGUUCCAGGAGCAUGGCGUGGGCCGAUGGGUGACCGUGCGCACCCAGGACGUGUGCCGCAGCGGCUUCGGCGUGAGCCGCGAGGCGGACGCUGUCUUCCUGGACAUCCCCUCGCCUUGGGAGGCCGUGGGCCAUGCCUGGGACGCCCUGAAGGUUGAAGGCGGGCGCUUCUGCUCCUUCUCCCCGUGCAUCGAGCAGGUGCAGCGCACGUGCCAGGCGCUGGCGGCCUGCGGCUUCUCGGAGCUCAGCACCCUGGAGGUGUUGCCCCAGGUCUACAACGUGCGCACCAUCAGCCUGCCCGCGCCCGACCUGGGGGCCAGUCCGGGCCCCGACGCCGGCCCCUUCCGCAGCGGCAUGCCCAUGAAGGAGACCGUGGGCCACACCGGCUACCUGACCUUUGCCACCAAGACCCCGGGCUAGUGAGCCGCCUGCAGGAGCUCCAGGGAGCUGGGAGCACCGCGGGGCCGGACGGGGAGGCGAAGCUCGGCCAGAGGCUGCCUUAUAUGGUCGGCGGGUGCCAGCCGGGGCCUGUGUUUAGAAACGGACGGACGCGGGGUGGGGCGGGGCCGGGGGCCUCCCGGGCAGCUGAGUGGGGCUGCCACGGUGGAACAGCAUCCGGCCCCCGGGGAGGGAGGCCUCCCGCCCACGUCACCGCCGUGGUCAGCGUCCCCGUCCUGCUGCUCUUUGUUGCCACUCACCGUCUCCACUGCCGUAGGCUCUCCUGGAUGUUGAGGCCCGAGAGUGCAGGUGGCGGGGUGCAGGUCUGACCCUUCCCAGGUGGCCCCAAACGAGGAGGGAGGAAACGGGGGUUGCAAAGACCCGGAGGAGGAGGGCCAGGGACCCCCAUGGUCCAGCUGCCCGGCAUCUGAGGCGACCCCGCUGUGUGGCCUCAGGUCUGACCCCACCCCUCUGGGCAGUGCACAGGCCGCGUGGGCAUGUCCCCAGAUUCCCGCUGGCGAAGGGCCGGGGCAGCCCCGCUGAUUCGCUUCUGCCUCCGGGAAGUACCUCUGCGGCCCUGGCCCAGCCAGAGCCCUCUCGUGUCGAUGCGUGCGAACACGCAGCGUCAUGUAGGGAAGAGCUGGGCAGGGCGGGAACGUGCUUCCGGUGGCUGGCCAGUCGGGUCAGAGCCACUCGGUGCCCCUGCCGCUCACAGGAGCCGCAGGGAUGUGGGGAUGGGGGCGUGCACCCAGGAUGGAGGGGGCGACGCCAACCCUGCCCUGGCCUGCUCUCCAGCUCUGGUGCACGGCUGGCAUCCCUCCCGCCCUGCUGCUCGAAGGGCCUGGGUGCCUGCCCUUGGCCUCAGCCAGCCGUCAGGAGACUCGGUGACCCCAGGUCGGCGCGAGAGCCCCAGGGUACCGGGCUGGCCUGAGGCUGGUCCCCGACCACCCCUGGCAGAGAAAUAAAACACUGUUGCCCCUGCUGUGCUGACUGGUCCACCCUGG